Molecule: messenger RNA, 3546 nt
Organism: Marmota monax (woodchuck)
Lineage: Eukaryota; Metazoa; Chordata; Mammalia; Rodentia; Sciuridae
Gene: Tcaim
Product: T cell activation inhibitor, mitochondrial
Exons: 12
Coding region: 205-1791 (528 amino acids)
Cellular component (GO): mitochondrion
Source: RefSeq, a predicted model, not a curated record
GCCCAGUUUGCCCUUCGUGAUGCCCCGCCCUCCCGCCGGCCCUCGGGCCAGACCACCUCCUGCCGGCUAGCCACCCGUCUCCCUGCAGCCUAGUCCCGCACAUUCCGGAGCGCUCUUCAGCGCCUCCUAAAGCUCUCAGCGGAGCCCCCCCGGGCGGCCGCAGUUGAUGGAUGCCUGGAAGUUGACAUACAUAUAUAUUCAGAAAUGUUCUGCCACCUGAGACCUUGGAGGAGGUUCUGUCUAGAAAAGAUUCUGCCUCACUGGUUCCACUACUCAAGAGCUUUAUCAGGAGCAGAAGCAGUCAAUGCCUUGAGGCCUUUCUAUUUCGCAGUCCACCCAGAUUUCUUUGGACAGCAUCCCCGAGAAAGGGAAGUCAAUGAAAAUUCUCUUAAGAGAUUAAGUGUCUACUUAGAAAACCUCCAGAAACCAGGCUUCAAGUCUUUGAAACCAACUCCACUUACAUUUUAUGUAAGAGAAACAGACCAGAACCCCUCUGAUGGCCAGGAACCCUUUAGUUCUCCCGGAUUUCGAGCAGUCAAAUUUACUUUGCACACCAGAGAUCUUCUAAGCACAGUAUUAUAUAUUCUCAACUCCUGCAGUUUAUCUGUUGAACAUAUCCAAAGCAUGAACACUAAUGUGCAUUCCCAGCCUCUCAAAGAAACUAAAAGGAUGUCUGACAGGCCCAUCAAAUGGGACAAGUCUUACUACUCCUUUACUGGAUUCAAGGACCCUGAUGAAGACCUUGAACAAGUCUCGAGAAUAGAAACAACCCUAACGAUGAGGUCCCAGUUCUUAAUCCUGGCAUGCAAGAGCCUCUGUGGUCUGCUUCCUCCUGCCCUACUUCUUCAGUCUCAUCUCCUGACCCUAUGCAGAUCCUGGUUAGAUAACAAUGGGAAAAGUGCUAUUAAAAAGCUGAAGAAUAGUUUGCCCCUUAGAAAAGAACUGGAUCGUUUAAAAGAGGAGCUGUCCCAUCUCUUACAACUCUCAGAUAUUAGGUGGCAGAGGAGCUGGGGCAUUGCCCACCGCUGCAGCCAGCUGCAUAGUUUAGGCCGCCUAGCUCAGCAGAACUUGGAAACACUGCAGAAAGCAAAAGGAUGUACAGUCAUAUUUACAGACCGUUCUGGCAUGAGUGCAGUGGGCCAUGUGAUGCUGGGAACCAUGGAUGUCCAUCACCAUUGGACAAAACUUUUUGAAAGGUUGCCAAGUUAUUUUGACCUACAGAGGAAGCUGAUGCUUUUAGAAGAUCAAAUCAGCUGUCUGCUAGGUGGCAUACAGGUCAUUUAUAUCGAAGAAUUACAGCCAGUGUUGACACUUGAAGAAUAUUACUCCCUUCUCAACGUGUUCUAUAGUAGACUGUUGAAAAGCCGAGCACCUUUCCACCCUCAGAGUCUCCGUGGCUUACAAAUGAUCCUGAACAGUGACAGAUAUGCUCCAAGUUUGCAUGAACUCGGCCAUUUUAACAUCCCAGUACUCUGUGAUCCAGCAAAUCUCCAGUGGUUUAUUCACACCAGAGUGCAGCAGGCAAGAGAGAACAUGAAAAGAAAGGAGGAGUUAAAGGUUAUUGAAAAUGAAUUGAUACAGGCUUCAACAAAGAAAUUUUCUCUGGAGAAGUUAUAUAAGGAGCCCAGCAUUUCUAGUAUACAAAUGGUGGAUUGUUGUAAGAGACUUCUAGAACAGUCACUGCCUUAUCUACAUGGGAUGCACCUCUGCGUUUCACAUUUUUACUCUGUUAUGCAAGAUGGAGACCUUUGUAUUCCUUGGAAUUGGAAGAAUGGAGAAGCCAUAAAGUAACAGCAAUAUUUUUUUAAAGAGAUAAGAAACUGUUAAACUUAAUUUAAAUCCACAGUUUGAUAUGACACUAUCACUUAUGUAUUACAAGAACAAAGUUCCUAACUGCUGCUUUAAAAAUACACUUUUAAAAAUUAAUUUCUUCAGGGCUGGGGUUGUGGCUCAGUGGUAGCAUGCUCACUUAGCAUGCAUGAGGCACUGGGUUCGAUCCUCAGCACCACAUAAAAAUAAAGACAAUAAAGUCCAUCAACAACUAAAAAAAAUUUUUUUAAUUUUUUAAUUAAUUUCUUCAAGGAAACCUGUUUUUAAAAGAUUUUGUCCCCCAUUCUAUGAUGUUGAUUGACAAGACUAGGUAAAAUGAUAUUAGAGUGAAAGAAAAUAUUUUUAGUGAUAUAUAAUGAAGGAUUCUCUGAGUCAUAUAUUUUUAUAUGAGUGAAUAUUGGUUUGGGGCUGAACAAGUAUGUAUGUAAGUAUAAACAGGUCUCAUACCCAGUACAUCUCUGAAGUAUUGAAACCAUUACAUUAGCCCAACACUCAUCCUCAUAGUUCAUCUCAUGGAUAUAUACACACGUAUUUUCCAGUAACAGCCGGUUGCUAUCCAAAAUAGAUGACUGGUAGGUAGCAAAAAUUGGAUAACCAAAUUUUGCCUAAAAUAAAGAAUAGAAGGGAAAAAAACAAAUACAUAGUAUUGACAUUGUUCUUAAGAGUCUGAUAUCAGUUUAUUAAAAAUCUUCAUUGACAGAGUUUAGUUGUAACCUAAAUUUAUCCUACUCAUUAAAAUGUCAUAAACAUUGGAGCUGGGAUUAUAUAGCUCAGCAAGAGAGAAUGUGCUUAGCAUGCAUGAGUCCCUAGGUCCAAUCCCCAGAAAAAAUGAAAUGAAUAAAAUAUUGUAACUCUUGGUAACAUGAAACCAAAAAACGAUAUUUUUGAAUGAUUUAAAAAUUUCCUGGGCAAAGACUAUCCAGGAAAAUCCUUGCCAGCUUCCCAGAGGGUUCAAAGAAGCAGUGUCAAGUAUAAAGUAGUUCAGACCUUCCAGGUUUUCUCUCAAGCCCACCUUCCUGUUCCUGCGGGUGUUGGAAAUCCCCUCUUUAGCUCUGGCCGGGUUAAAACCUCUCUGAGUCACCUCUCAUUCUUAGAAAUAUAGCUUAAUCCCAAAGAGGUAUGAGUUAUGAUGUCUUCAGCAAAGAGACCAGUUCUAGAUUCUGUACCCCUCUCUGCAGAUUUCUUCUGAGAUUCCUUAACCAGAUCCAAAACCUCUCAGUUCAUUUCUCAAGAGAACAAGGUGAAUCCUGAUUGGGGAUUUAUGACCAUUUUUAUGACUCUUCUGCUGUAGAAAUCAGAAGAAUUAUUUUCCAUCGUGCAUUAGAACAAAAAGAUGUUAAAAUCAGUUCUUGAAGUAUGUUUUAAAUUUACAUAAAACAUCAAAUAUGGAAGCAGCUUCACAUUGCAAAUAUGUGUUCAAAAGAAGUGUUGGUUUGUAAUUAUUCAUUUGUGCAUAUCAUCCCUUUUAACUUGUGCCUGACAACUUAUAUUCAGAUUUUGUUUUCUAGUAAAAUAAGUGGUGUUGCCUGUAAACAUUUUCCAGAGCCAAAUAAUGGGAGUGAAAAAUUCCUCAAAGAUUAUAUAAGAUUUAUUGGAAAAUUAGGUUUCAAUUGUGCCAUUGCUAAAAUUAACUAAUAUAGAAUCUUCAAUACUAAUGUUUUGAAUUGGAUUUUGUCUCAGAACUCAUUAUUACAUAAUAAACAAUACCUACAUCAA